This is a messenger RNA of Teleopsis dalmanni, 668 nucleotides long. It is a transcript of the gene Spase12, whose product is annotated as signal peptidase complex subunit 1. The coding region runs from base 106 to 393 and encodes 95 amino acids. The record is from RefSeq and is a predicted model, not a curated record. Gene Ontology annotation, cellular component: endoplasmic reticulum membrane; signal peptidase complex. Gene Ontology annotation, biological process: protein targeting to ER. The transcript is spliced from 3 exons. NCBI's taxonomy places the organism in Eukaryota, Metazoa, Arthropoda, Insecta, Diptera, Diopsidae.
UAGUGGCGAAACACUACGCUUUUUUAAGACAUUACACCGUGAAUAUAGAAAUCGGUGACGUGUGGCGAGUUUUGUUUUGAGAAGUUAAAUUAAAUCAUUUAUAAGAUGUUUAAUAUUCAAACUCAUAUGGAUUAUGAAGGUCAGCACAAGGCGGAAAAACUAUCACGAUUCAUUAUAGCACUUUUUGGCAUUGUUGGUCUGAUUUGGGGUGGUAUAAUUCAACAAUUUUCACAAACCGUUUAUAUACUUGGAGCCGGCUUCUUACUUGCUUCAUUGGUAACUAUACCACCAUGGCCAAUGUAUAGAAGGCGUCCAUUAAAUUGGCAAAAACCUCGUCCGGAACCCAGUGUACAAGUCAACGAUGGUGAAGAAGUCAAGAAAAAGAAAAAGUGAAAUCCACACAUUCCGAAUUUAAAUAGUAAAAAUAAAUCAUCAAGCAAGAGCGAACUUAGUAAUUUCUACCUUUACAAAUAAAUGAGUGACUAUAGAAAAACUACCGAUUACUAUUAAUUAACAUUGAAGACCUUUAUAAUCAUAACUGUUUUAUAUAAUUUUAUUCCUUUAAAUUUAAUCUUUAUUUAGGACAAAUUUAAUAUAUAUUAUUUUCUAUACAUAUAUUGUAUAAUUAUAUAUAAAUCUAAACGCUCAAAUAAAUUUUAUUUUAAAAA